Molecule: messenger RNA, 2847 nt
Organism: Aethina tumida (small hive beetle)
Lineage: Eukaryota; Metazoa; Arthropoda; Insecta; Coleoptera; Nitidulidae
Gene: Pak
Product: serine/threonine-protein kinase Pak
Exons: 6
Coding region: 165-1877 (570 amino acids)
Biological process (GO): protein phosphorylation; intracellular signal transduction; regulation of MAPK cascade
Cellular component (GO): cytoplasm
Molecular function (GO): ATP binding; protein serine/threonine kinase activity
Source: RefSeq, a predicted model, not a curated record
AAUGGUGGUCAUCAAAAUUCUUAUCUGUUUUUAGAUAUGGAUUUUGUACAUAUCUUCCUCUAGAGUACCCCGUUUAAGUUUAAGAUUAAAAUUGAAAAUCGCACGCGAAAAUACGCGAUUUCACUUGGUUUCGUAUAUACAGUGCCUGUAACAAUUAGGUGAUAAUGUCAUCGGAUGACGAAAAGCCACCAGCACCCCCUGUUCGAUUGACCUCGAACAGGGGCACAGACCUGGUCAACAGUUCGAUAGCGGUGGACAGGCCGCUGCCGAAGGAGCCCGAGGACAUAGACAAGAAAAAAAAGACGCCGAAAUCAAAGAAAACCGCUAAGUCCGUCUAUGCCUCUGAAAAGCCCAAUAUAUCUUACCCGACUGAUUUUCAGCACACUGUUCACGUCGGUUUUGAUCCCGUCACUGGCGAAUUUACGGGUAUGCCGGAAGCGUGGUCUAGACUGUUGCAAAGCUCUAACAUUACGAAGCAAGAGCAGAAGAACAACCCGCAGGCGGUCAUCGAUGCCAUAACGACGUUCUACGAUCAGCAGCCGAAGGAACAGUCGAACACCAAGUACAUGACCAAGGCCACCACCACCACGCAUUCGGGUUCGUCGUUGAGCCGCGUGUCGAGUUCGAGUCCGAGCAGCACGACGCCGACGGACGGCGAGAGCGGCAUCCACAUCUACCACAGUCCCGCCCACGCACCCAGCUCCGAAAUCGAGGAAGACGUUCCGCCCCCGCCCAUCGCCAGUCGUCCCGAGCGCACCAAAAGCAUUUACACGAAACCGGUGGACGACGCGAAUCCGACGCCACCGCACGGCCUCAGUCCGGCGCACGGCGCCUCGCAAACGGCGCACCUUCACGCGCUGGGCGCCAACUCGAAUGGAGGCGCGGCUCCGCAGCAGGCGCCGGGUGCGCCCGCCCUCGACCGCAACAAGAAUCAACAGGGCUCGGAGAUGUCGCGCGCCGCCUCCGAGAAACGCAAGAAGAAAAUGUCCGACGAGGAGAUACUGGAGAAGUUGCGCAGCAUCGUGUCCGUGGGCGAUCCCACCAGGAAAUAUGUCAAGCUGGAGAAGAUCGGACAAGGGGCGUCGGGAACCGUGUACACGGCGAUCGACAAUUCGACGGGCAUGCAGGUGGCCAUCAAACAGAUGAACUUGUCGCAGCAGCCGAAAAAAGAACUGAUCAUCAACGAGAUUCUAGUCAUGAGAGAAAACAAGCACAGCAACGUGGUCAACUAUUUGGACAGCUAUCUGGUGAACGAGGAACUCUGGGUUGUGAUGGAAUACUUGCCGGGCGGUUCCCUGACCGACGUGGUGACCGAGACAUGUAUGGACGAGGGUCAGAUCGCGGCCGUCUGUCGCGAGGUGCUCCAGGCUUUGGACUUCCUCCACUCCAACCAAGUGAUACACAGGGACAUCAAGUCUGACAAUAUUCUGCUGGGCCUGGAGGGCUCGGUCAAGUUAACCGACUUCGGGUUUUGCGCUCAAAUUAGUCCGGAACAGUCGAAGCGGACGACGAUGGUGGGCACUCCGUACUGGAUGGCGCCGGAAGUGGUCACCAGAAAGCAAUACGGCCCUAAGGUAGACGUGUGGUCGUUGGGCAUAAUGGCCAUCGAGAUGAUCGAGGGCGAACCGCCCUAUCUGAACGAGAACCCCCUGCGCGCCCUCUACCUGAUCGCCACGAACGGCAAGCCGGAGAUCAAGGAGCGGGAGAAACUGUCCGAGGGCUUCCUCGACUUCCUCGACGCCUGUUUGGCCGUCGACGUCGACAAACGCGCUUCGGCACGCGAACUUCUCAAGCACCCGUUUUUGAAGCUGGCACGGCCGCUGACGAGUCUGACGCCUCUGAUCUUGGCGGCAAAGGACGCCGCAAAAGGUCACUGAUAGCCGAGUGCGCCUUCCGGGGCCGCCUUCUUACUACUGUAUUAUAUACUUGUGACAGACUAUAUCCCGUGCAGCCCGCGAGACUGUCCGAAUUCGUUAAUUCGUUUCCACGGCUGCGCGGGUGCUAUUUUCUUAGGGACGUAAGCAUUUAAAAAUAGAGCCAUGUUUGUAUAAAUGACAGGAGACUGUGCCUAAUUUCACAAUAAUGCACACGCGGGUCCGGAGGAGGCGACGACGCCGUCGACAAAACGUUCGAAAUUUAGACGUUCUGUGAUACUGUAUAAAGUUGUAGUGCUGCAAAAUUUGUAUUCGUUCAUCAUCCGCGUUACGUAAUCCUAGUACCGUUGCCAUUGACGCGUCGCCACGCUCCGCUUUUCGGGCCCGACAAACUACAAACUGCUGAUCGCAGUUCCAUUGUUAUUUUCAUUGUUAUCGAAUUUGUUGUUGUACUCUGGACAUUUAUUUUUCAUACGUUAAAAGCAUAUUGAAUGUAUGCUGGUUCGAAUUAAAACCGUGUCUAGAGAUUAGUCUAGGCUCCAACAAAAUAUUGGUUUCCCGCUUUAAAAAUUGUCUUGAGCUGGGCAGGCAGUUCCAUCCUUUCACAUGUUUUAUCGCUAAUGAGUUCUUAUUAGACUUGUAGUAUUUAUUAUCACUAUUUUUAUACGUAUUCAUUACAUUUUGUUUAUUGCUUUCAUUGUCAAUCUAUUAUAUUUUAUAUAAACGCCAUUUAUUUAUUGUAUUUCAUUCUAAUAUAUAUUUUUUACGAGAUAAUGGAUUUAAAACAAAUACAUAAAUAUAUAAACGCCUGAAAAAGGGGUCUACAGUGUAAAUGAAGAUGGAUGAAUGAGUCAGAAAACUAGUUAUAGUAUUUUUGCACUAGUAUUUAUGAACAAAACAUAUGUGAUUGCGUAGACAUAUUGUUGCCAAUGAAAGAUAGUGUGUGGUAUGAAAUAAAAUCAUUUUAUAAGCA